Molecule: messenger RNA, 5050 nt
Organism: Schistosoma intercalatum
Lineage: Eukaryota; Metazoa; Platyhelminthes; Trematoda; Strigeidida; Schistosomatidae
Source: the annotation of a GenBank genome assembly
ACUUUCGGUUUUCGCGGUACAUCCACGAGUUUGAAGAAUGUAUGCAGAUAUAUUCAGUUCUUCUGAUAGUGAUCGGGAAGAGGAGCCAGUCAGACGUAUCGAGUCACGCCCUUUACAUUUGUCUAGUGAUGAAGAAGAUAUUAAACGUAUUGUUAAAAGUGGUCGGAAUAAACGAUGUGAAGAAAUGCAAAGUAUAAUAAAGAACUUGAACAAUCAUAAGAAAAUUAAGGAUAUGUCAAAUGUAAUCAUUGGUAUAUAAAAAGAAUGAUAUAUUUAAACGCUUUUUGAUCUAAAUGAAUACAGAUUUUCAAAACUUGGUAAAAGUGUACGAGAAAUCUGUUCAAAUGAAUGAUUUCGAUGGAGUGCCACCGUUUUAUGUUCGCUGCAUAGCAGAGCUUGAAGAUUUUGUUAACGAUUCGUGGGAAAAGAAAAAAGAGAUGAACAAGAGUGCAGUUAAAUCACUUGCCACGUUAAAACAACGUGUGAAGAAAUAUACACGACUAUUUGAAGCAAAUAUUCGCGACUUUCGUGAAAAUUCAGAAAAUUAUGUAGAUGAAGAACCUGGGAUUUCUGAUACCGAAGCUGAUGAACAGGAAACAGCUCCUUCACCGAUAAAGGUUCCUGGAACUUUACCUACUUCCACUGUCAAGAAAUCAACACGAAAGUCGAUUGCAUCUGAUUCAGAGGAUGAUGACGAUGAUAUGGAUGAUAGUGAUAGUGAUGAUUUUUCUGAUGAUGAUAGUUCAAGUACUAGCAGUAUUGAUAUCAAUUUGGAUCGUUGUAAAGAUCCUUCGGUAUACUUUUUAAAAAGUACUUCGGAUGAUAAAAAGGAUAAAACGAAAAUUAAGAAAAUUGCAAAAGAUCGAUCAACUAAAAAACAAUUAAGAGCUUCAUCUGAUAUAGAAGAUGGAACAUGGACUACAAUUGAUUCUUACGGACGACCGGAAAUUCAAGUUCAAGCCUUUGAAAAGGGACAAGAAAUUAAUUUUGAUGUUGUAGUUAAGAAAAUGACAGAAAUUUUGGCAAGUCGUGGUAAAAAAGGUGCAAGUACCAGUGAUCAAAUUGUGUUACUUAUGCAAGUUGAAGAAAAAAUUAAGGAGUGUAAUCUAUCUCACGGUUUACACGCUAAAGUACUAUUCGCUUUUAUUAGCGUAUUGUUCGAUUAUGACAAAAAACAUGAUUGUAUGAACUCCAGCUUAUUUGAUCGAACUCUUAAUGCAUUCGAUCGUUUAUUUGAUCUGUUAAAUGAAGUAAAUAUUCAAUUAAUUGCAUUAGAUUCUAAUGAUGAUGAAUCAUUUGAGCAUGAACCGUACCGUAUCAAAGCAUCUAUUCUGACUGUGGUGGGUCUUUUAGAUGUUGAAUGUUUCAAAGUUCUGCAAAAUGCCAACGGCCAUGAAUCAGAAUAUGUUGAAAGACUUCGAGAUGAACGAAGAGUCUGUAAUAUUAUUGAUCGUUUGUGUGCCUAUCUGGAAAAGAAAGAAUAUCCUUCAGAUGCACUCUGUGCUGCUUAUCUUCAUAAACUGGAACACAUGUACUAUAAAUUUGAUUUUGAAUGGGGUCGCAAAGUGGAAGCUUCCAGUAUGGAAGAAGUUGGACUUCAUCCUAACACUUUGGUUAUUCAAAAACUAUGCGAAUUUAUUUAUUUAAAUGAUCGAACAGAUAGACUACGUACUAGAGCUAUUCUCUGUCAUAUUUAUCAUUUAGCUCUUUAUAAUCAAUGGUUCAAAGCUCGUGACUUGAUGCUUAUGUCUGAUUUGCAAAUGUCAAUUGAACAUGCUGAUCAGUCAACCAUGAUUCUGUAUAACCGUGCCAUGGUUCAAUUAGGCUUAUGCGCUUUCCGUCAGUCCCAUAUUCGUGAUGCACAUAAUGCUUUAGCCGAUAUGAUAGGAUCUAAUCGUAUUCGGGAACUACUUGCUCAAGGUCUUCAUACUCAGUCUAGAUAUGAGAAAACUACUGAGGAAGAGAAGCGUGAACAAGCCUUGCAGAUGCCAUAUCAUAUGUAUAUAAAUAUUGAUCUAAUAGAAUGUGUCUAUCUGGUAUCCGCAAUGCUUUUGGAAAUUCCAAAUUUAGCAGCUCAUGAAACGGAUUUACGUUGGCGUCCUAUCAGCAAACCGUUUCAUCUUGCCUUACGCGUUCAUGAUCGUGCUGCAUUAGUUGGACCACCUGAAACACCAAGAGACCAUGUUCUAGCUGCUGCUAAAGCUAUGCGUUAUGGAAAUUGGAAAGCUUGUACUAAUUUUAUCAUUAAUCCCAAAAUGGACGCUAAAAUUUGGGAUUUAUUAUUUGAAUCGAAUAAAGUAAAACAGAAUUUAGAAAUUAAAAUUAAAGAAGAAUCAUUACGCAGUUUUUUAUUCACUUUUAGUGCAAUACAUGAUUCAAUGACAUUAGAUCGUUUAUCUGUGUGUUUUGAAUUACCGAAAUCUGUAAUUUAUUCAGUUAUUUGUCGAAUGAUCAUCAAUCAAGAAUUAGCUGCCUCUUUGGAAGUUCCUAGUGAUGCAUUAAUAAUGCAUAAGACAGAACGUUCACGUCUUCAGGCUCUUGCUUUACAACUAAGUGAUAAAGUCAAUAGUAUAGUUGAAAUGAAUGAUAAACUAAUUGAAUCACGUACUGGUGGUUUGUCCGGUUUGAAAGGUUCUCAGUCGUAUCAAGGAACGAGGCGCCAGGCAUUUGUUUAAUUCAAAGGUAGGUAUGUUUAACACAUACUGUAUUCUAAUCAUAAUAAAUUCGGUUUGUAAGGGAAAUGAUUGCAGUGAAUCUAAUAAUGUUCGUAGAUUUAUGUUUACUUUUUAUGAAGAUUUUUCAGAAUGUCUAUUUUGUGUGAAGUGAUUUCCGAUGUUGUUUGAUUUUAGUUACCAUAUUUAUCCUAUUUCGCAUAGCAAAAAUAGAUUUGAUUGCCAAAUACUAACUAACCUUUUAGACUAUGAAGCAACUAACCAUCUUUGUAAAGCUACUUAUGUGCUUCCCUAUUCUGAUGUGGGUGUGGUAAAAUUAAAUGUGUUUAGUGUUUAUGGAUCAGUUGGCAGAGUGUAUUGAAUCCCGGGUUUUACACUCGUCGUUUUCUAGGCUAACUUGCAGUCUUGGAGGAACUAGCCCAGUCUGUGAGAUGAGAACCCGAGUUACCUAAUGUUUGUUAUACUCUUCUACUGUGUAGUAUUCCUCAACUACGAUGCUUCACUUGACUCUUCCAAAAUCGAAACGAGAGUUGAAACUGGAAGAUAUCUAUUCUUAAAAUAGGGACAACGAAACACUGGUGAAAACAGUGGAGUUAACAAAAGAAUCUCCUAGCAUCCUUCUGAUUCGCCUAACAGCUAUGAUUGGUUGAAAGUAGACCGACAUGUCUAUUCCCGUUUAAGUCCUAUAAAGGUAUAAAAUUGUCAGGAUUCUAUCCAGCUGAUAUUACUGAGCUAUUCAGGUUGAUAUUGAAUUUCCUUUACAUUGACUAAACAGUGAAUAUUUGUAACAAACAUAUGCAAUGUUUGUUUAGUCCUUAGUUAAUGUAUUCCUUUCUUAUGGUUUGUUAGAUGCGCUUUGUAGCUUGUGAUCUUGUAUACAAAUUUUUUGGGUCAAUUUUAGGCUUAUAAUGCAUUAUUUUUUUAUCUGUUAUCUAAUUAGGUCGAUUGUUACUGCUGGAAAGAGUAUAGUCUAUGUUACCUUUGAUCUUCUCCUAAAUGACUCAGACUAUCAUUUAUGUUGACUAAAUUAUAAUUUGUUAGGCAACGAUUUAAAAGAGCUGUUCAAUAGUACUGUUUUUCAUUAAAUUAAUUCAUCGACUGUAUUGAACUAAUAUAAUUAAUGGGUUGAUUUCGAUCACACUGCUUAAAUAUCACUCUAUUUUAUAUUCCUCUUAAGCACUAUAUCAUUCUAUUCUUUUCGCCAUGGAUUUUGUCUCAGUUCUCUCAUUUCAUUUCAUUCUCUAUUGCUAUCUGUACCUUUGACUUUUACUAUUAGUCCCACCAUUUAUCUAUUUUUGGUGUAGGUUUUCUGUUAUUUUCGUCGUGUAAUCUGUGACAGUUUCAACCAUCAUAUAAGUGCCGGUUUUUUUUGGUGUAUGUCUCUUAUUUAGAUUAAUAAUUUCAAUACACUAACAAAGAGAUUUGUGUUAACAUUAACCACGUGUUUUGUGGCACUAUUUUACUGUUUUGCUUGUAAGAUCACCUAUUCCUGUUUAGUGCACUUAUUCUUCAGUAUAUCUACCGGUAUAUCUGUAUAUUUUUAAAAAAAUAGUCACAGGUUUAUUGACAUCAAGAAUUUCUAUUUGUUUUUGAAUUGCUUAUUUAUUCAUUCAUAUACAUAUUAGCUCUUAAUGUUUGUACAGAAUUGACAUAUAUUUCGUAGGGUUUUGGUAUCCUGUUUAUGUACUAUCUUGACCUUUUUUAAAUAUUUAUUUACAUUUGACAUGCUCACUUAUUUUAGAACAAAUUUAUUAAUGGAAAACUAGAGAUUCUUUUAACUGAGUACUUCUUUUGGACCGGUGAUUGUUUGUAGAUCUCUCAUUUACUACCUAUCACAUACAUUUGUAACAUCGGCAGUUGGCAUUAUUUCUUGUGAAUUAUACGAUUGUAUACCUAAACCGUACAUGAAUAACAAUUUGCUUCCUUUGAAAAUCAAUAUUAAUUAUGUCUUAAUUUUCUUCUCUUGUUAUUUUUUUCACUCAGCACGUCGUGUGGGGACUCGUUACGCAUUGAAUAAAUUUAACUGAAAACAUGGCAAAUUCAUUCGAGAUUGACUGAUAAUUUGUUGACCUAUUUCCUAGUACACUUUGCAGAUUUCACACGCCUAUCUGUUUUAUUGUUACUGUAAUCUUAACUUAAGCUUUGUGAGCUGCAUAUUACAAAUGUUAUCUAGGUAUGAUCCUACGUAUGCUCGUAGAAUGUCAGUGAAUUCAAUCUUGUUCUUCUAACUUUUACUUGUUCUGUAUUAUGAAAAACGUCAAACUACUGUUUUGAUCACUAGUCUGACAGAGACAUUCUCGUCAGUAUUAUCACUUACCAUACUUUAUUGAAGGUGAAAAGUGUGAUUGUUUUUUUAUAAAUAAAAGUUUUAAAAUGCG